Molecule: messenger RNA, 855 nt
Organism: Closterium sp. Naga37s-1
Lineage: Eukaryota; Viridiplantae; Streptophyta; Zygnematophyceae; Desmidiales; Closteriaceae
Source: the annotation of a GenBank genome assembly
AUGGCAAACGACACUGUCUGGACAUCGCAAGGCAGGGUCACGGGGAGGGCGCCGCACGAGACGCCAACAAAUAACGGCACCGCUGUGCGCGAGCCUGAUUCGGGUCCCAAGUUCCCUUCGCCUCCUCCUAAUACCAAGUCUCCUCCGAAUACCAAGUCUCCUCCGAAUACCAAGUCUCCUCCGAAGACCAAGUCUCCUCCGAAGACCAAGUCUCCUCCGAAGACCAAGUCUCCUCCGAAGACCAAGUCUCCUCCGAAGACCAAGUCUCCUCCGAAGACCAAGUCUCCUCCGAAGACCAAGUCUCCUUCACCUCCUCCGCCUUCUCCGGGUUCCGAACCUGCUCCGCCUGCUCCUGGCUCCGAGCCUCCUCCGAGCCCGGUCAAGCCUCCUCCGAGCCCGGUCAAGCCUCCUCCGAGCCCGGUUCCCAUGCCUCCUCCGGUCGCAGGAGUGGUGGGUUCGUUGGCCGCUCUGUUCCUGGUGGUUCUGAUCGUUGUCAUUCUCAAGUGGCGCCAGCUGCGGACGAAGCGGGGAGUUGUGCCGACGGGGAAGGGGAGGCCCACGGGGAAGGGCGCACCAGGCGCGGAAGGGGGAGGGGGGGAUGCAGCUGCGACGGGAGGUGAAGGGGACGCAGGGGACGCGGACGACGUGCGGAUUCGAUGGGUCCCCGCGCUGGGGUUCGCAUUCACGGAUCGUACUAUGACGCGUAUACCCUCUGGAAAGGAGGUUUCGAAGUUCACUCCGUCCGGCCGUAUGGUAUUUUCAGAGGCAAGUGAAUUCGAGGGUGAUGAGGAAACGGGUGAUCCGAAAGUCACCCAGGGAGGAGGGCCGGCAAAGGUGGUUCCCGGAGGAGCAUAG